This is a messenger RNA of Schizosaccharomyces octosporus yFS286, 3541 nucleotides long. RefSeq lists its product as uncharacterized. The record is from RefSeq and is a predicted model, not a curated record. NCBI's taxonomy places the organism in Eukaryota, Fungi, Ascomycota, Schizosaccharomycetes, Schizosaccharomycetales, Schizosaccharomycetaceae. Bases 211 to 858 code for a protein of 215 amino acids. The transcript has a single exon.
CUUUUGUUCAAAUAAUAAAGAAUGACUAAUAAAGUAUUCACCUCAUUCUUCUUGUAUAAUAACGACAAAGUUCAUUGCAGUAUAGCUUAGAACUAGAGUAGAUAGCCUCAUGUCAGUUACAACUUACCAAACUCAGUACCUAUGCUGAAUUAGUUUAGUAGUACGGAAAAAUAUACCACUAAAUGAAUAUUGAAAAGAAAGGUUCAAUUAAUGUCUCUUCUAGGUCUAAAAUAUAAAACUGUAUUUGCUGCUACAGUUGGCGGACUAUCUGCUGGUGCCUUUUUGUCAUGGUUCUGGUCCAGUGAUGCUUACCUAGCGUAUCGAAGAUUGCCUGCGAGCGCCAAAACGAUAGCAAAACUCACAAGUUCUCCAAUAGCUGUUCAAAUGGUGGAAAACAUGCAUCGCAAGCGAGAACACGAAAUUCGUUUACAAGAACAUCCUUCGCUAUUUCGGAGUCAAUAUCCAUCUAGUUUUUUAUCCUUUAAGGACGGUCUAUUACCUCUAUUCAAAACUUUUUAUGACUCCAAGAAUCAUGAAUGGAUUAGCAUUGGGAUUAUGGGAAACGCACUAACUGGCUAUCAAAAACUGCAACAUGGCGGAGCUAUAGCAACAGUACUCAUAGAGUGCCUCGAAACUGUGAAAAACUUACAGUUUGAUAGACAAGGUCUAUUGCGAGGUGAGCCUCAAGAUCCCAUUUUGACAGAAUCCUAUGAAGUUAGUACUCCCUCCUACAGUAUAAGCUACAAAAAGCCAGUUCCCGCAGGCGAUUGGGUAAUGAUUCGAGUGAAUUCUGGAAAAGCAAGGCUUUACAAUUCUAAAAACCAACUGUUGGCUGAAGCGUGUGACUUACAAGCAUGAGAAUUAGGUAAAGUUGUUUAAUUUGCGAUACAUACUUAAAUGUAUGAGGAUAUGUUUAAUUGAUGAAGCUGUAUAUCCCUUUUUCGUUUCUAGUGGCACUGUUAUAAUAAGCAUUUCAAUCCGUAAUAUAGUAUCUUCUCAAAGACUAUCAUUAGGAAUGAUUUUCAUUCAUUAUACUGGGUAAUCAAAACUAUACAGACAUUUUCAAUUCCUUAUUGGUAAGGCAAGAAUGGUACUUGCAAAAUAAUUAGGUGAAUAAUAUUAGCAUAAGAUCUGCAAAACCUAUCUCUCGUCAACAUUGAAAGGAUGACAUGAAUAAUAAACGAAUGGUCUCUAGAGAAUCUUCGUUUGAAUUCAACACCAAAAAGCGCGAAGAGCUUCACGAUGAAUACCAGGUGCAAAGUCUCUAAAUAGUUGAAGAAGAAACUCUCGAGCCUUUUCUGUUGAAUUAGAUGCAAAUUUAAUAAUGGUAACUGAACGAAGCUCACAGGCAGUCCAAUACGCAUUAGGCUGCUCAUGUACGCUGAUAGUUUUCCCCAUACGGUUUUCCGUAUUUCUAUAAUAAGUUAAAAUUCCUUCUUUCAUUGCUUCGAACUUUGGUCCUACAAGAUAAAGGCUUCCAACACAUUCAAAGUUGUUCAUACGAUCUGCUUUACUGCCAAUAUGAAGACUUGGUUCAUUAAUCAGUUGCAACGUAUCUCGAAGAAGAACUGAAAUUUUACUCUUAUCUUCAACUCCUCUUUUGACUAUAUUUUUGGAGAUAUAAGACUUCAUCGACCAACGUUCUCCCAUAUGACUGCGACCCUGAAGCGUCCAAUCUAACAAUGCCAGUGAUGAAGUACUGUCCUCUAGCGUAAAGUUUUGUGUUUGCAUGUAAUUACUCAACCCAAACGGUUGUACAGGAUCUUGUAGCAAUAGACAAGUGGCAUUGGAUGCAAUGUGUACGUCCAUUUGUUGACGGGUGACUUUCCCUACACGGGUUUCCUUGUAAACUUUGGUACUUCCCUGAGUUUGAAUGCACAAAGUGGCAUCUUUUCCCACAUCGAUUUUCAACGCUACUUGGUCUCCCGAUACAAGUCCACCCCCAUAGCUCAAAAUAUAAAGAAUUGCAAAAUCUAGUUUUGUGUUCACGGAGAGUAAUUUCAAAGGGUAUUUACAAAACAUAUGGGUCACAUAGUGUGCGUUAUUGAUGCAUUCUACCCGAAAUUCACCUUCUUUUGAAGCCAUAUGUGGUUUAAGGCGAAACCUUGAGGAAUGGAGUUCCAAUAACUUCGUUAUCGAAGGCUAAAUCAAAGAAGCUUUUCCAAGAAUUUCAGAGUUAAAAACAGAAGCCAUGAUUUUGUCAAAUCUGAAUGGUAUAAAUAAUUUUGAGUCAAGUAUGAUGCUUUGGUGAAUGGUACCGAUGUAGCAUCAAAUACAGCUUCAAAUUUAUAGAAAUCUUUUAAAAAUAUUUUUGCUUUCUCGGAACCGUGUGUCUGAUAUAUUUUCACAUGCAUCUCAUGCAAUGGAUGACCAGCAUCAAAAGUCAUUGUUUACCAUGAUGGAAAAUGGUCGCGAAGCUUCGCUCGUAGGAAAUCACUUCUAAAUUCUGAAUAUUAAUAUCAGAAGUUUCAAUUUUUGGUACAAUAAUUGUUAUAUUUUACCCUGUUUCGUUUGAUAACUUUAUCAUCAUAUUGUGACUAAGAAGUGUUGCAGCGAGGAAAAACGAAAGCUUUGAAUCAAUGAAGAUUGUACAUAAGCUCCAGAGAAAAUUCAAUGAAUAGAUCCGAUGUCUUAGGAUGAAACAUACGAAAUGUAACGAUGGUCAAGGCUAUUUUCUGAUGGUUCAGCCAAAACUGAGGCUCCGUUUAGUUGAGGUAGAAAUCGCUCCUCUGCACUUCCAAAACCAUUUGUUUAUAAUCUCUGGAAACGAAGACCAUGAGAUCUAUUAUCUUUAAGCUAAAUAAAACUAUGUUUCUUGAAUGAUAAUUUGAAUGUGAAGGGCUGUCAGUCUCAAUAUCCUGUUUUUCCUAGAAGCACUAAAUAAUCGUAUCGGCAAUGCCUCUACGGAAAGCUCAUUUCUGUUUGACCUCAUUCAAUUUUUGGGUGGCAUUAUAAUUCAUACUUGCAUUCAAAUUUCUCAUCGUAUGAAUUUGACGUUUUUCCUACCAAAAAGACUUUUAAAAGUGCUAUUUUCUCAGCUUUUGAAAAGCAUCUGUUUUCUGUUAAUGAUUUCGGCAACACCAUAAUUGUGCUUUUUCUUCGACUUCCAAAAUAUAAAAAAACGUAUGAAUAUUUGAUAAUGAUUUCGCGAGUGUCUACGGCCACACCUAGGCGAAAACACCAGUUCCCGUCCGAUCACUGCAGUUAAGCGUCUGAGGGUCUCGUUAGUACUAUGGUUGGAGACAACAUGGGAAUCCGGGAUGCCGUAGGCUUUUUACCGCUUCGUUUUUAAUUCUUUUCCUUCUUUUUUUUUGCUUAUUUCUUUUUGUGGCUCUUUUUAUUGAAGAACAUGACUGGCAAUUGGAUCGACAUGGUCCUUUAGUAACGGUGAUAAUAGCAGUGGAAGUUGGAAAUGCAAUGAUUACUCUUAGAUUUAAGAACUAAAGAUCUUCCUAGACUUAUGAAACGAAUAACAAAGAUCAGAAAAUAAAUUAUCAAACCAAUAAACAAAAAUAAGCAAUUGAACCUAGCUAUAUAGAUG